Messenger RNA from Thermothielavioides terrestris NRRL 8126, 2892 nucleotides. RefSeq lists its product as uncharacterized. The transcript is spliced from 2 exons. Bases 180 to 2876 code for a protein of 898 amino acids. The record is from RefSeq and is a predicted model, not a curated record. NCBI's taxonomy places the organism in Eukaryota, Fungi, Ascomycota, Sordariomycetes, Sordariales, Chaetomiaceae. Gene Ontology annotation, molecular function: chromatin binding; protein binding. Gene Ontology annotation, biological process: mitotic cell cycle; DNA-templated DNA replication; DNA repair. Gene Ontology annotation, cellular component: nuclear replication fork.
CGCGUCUUCUCACACGCGCUGGGCAACACAUCAAUGAGAACCGAUCACAACAGCCGAAACCCGCUGGUCCCCCCGUCAAAUCACAACAACAACCAUAAAACGGAGGGUGGACACCGGGACAUUUGAAGCAUCAGCGUUAAAUGCCCGAUUUCUGCAUCGCAGGCCCCAAUUGACAGCACAUGGCUUCGUCGCUCAUCGCCUCGCGGCCACGGCCACGGCCCGCACAUACGCAGGGCACCACGCGAUGCGCUUACACCCCCGACGGCUCGAAGCUGGUCACGGUCGGCUCCAACAAUACCAUCCGCGUCUACAAGACGGGCUUCGACGGCGAGCCCCAGAAUAUCGACGACGCGCUGGAACAGAACCUGUGCGUGGCCGUGAGCAACUCCUUCUUCGUCGCCGGCUCCCAGGAUGGCAUUGUCAGCUAUUACUCGCUCGAGACCAACAUUUUUGACCGCUUCUUGCUGCGCACUCCCCUGCCCGUCCGCGACGUGGCGCUCUCGCCCGACGGGAAGUGGUGCGCCGUGGCCAACGACGAACUCACCGCCAAGCUGGUGGACGUUGCCAACCCCGCUGCGGAGCUCACGCUGAGGGAGCACGGCAAGCCGACCAAGCAUCUGUCCUUCGACCCGAAGGGCAGCCUGCUGGCUUUGUCGUGCACUGAUGGCGUGAUCUAUAUCUACUCGCUGACGGCCGAGCACCCGGAGCUGAUCCGCAAAGUGGAUGGCGUCAUCGGGAGGAUAGAAUCCGAGUCUGAAGCUUCGUGCAAGGUGACAUGGCAUCCCGAUGGGCGGGCAUUUGCCGUGCCAACACCAACGCGAGACAUCCAAGUUGUGUCCAAGAACGAUUGGGAGAAGCAGCGCGCCUUUUCCAGGGGCCACGACGGAGACAUCACCGCUCUUGCUUGGUCUCCGAACGGCGCCCUGCUCGCCUCCGCGGGCAAGGAUAAAAAGCUUCUCAUUUGGUCGACGUCGGACCAGACCGUCGUUGCGAGAUACGAGUAUCCGAAUGUUAUUGACAUUGCCUGGCACCCCACCGAGAAUUUGGCUUCCUUCACCACCUCAGAUGGCGAGGUCUUCAUUUGUCCCGACUUCGUAUCGGAGCAGUUCGCGUCUCUACUUAAGCUUCCAAAGCAGCCCGCGCCGUUUAUCCAUGAUCCUCUCGCAGAGAUCGGAGCCAAUCGCCGGCAGCUGGUGCCCAAUGGUGCCGGCCUUCCGUCGCGUCCUCAGCGGCCCUCCAGGGACGAUUUCGAUGACCUCCUGGACGACAACUACGGGGACGAUGACGACGACGACGGCUUUGUGGUGGACGAUGAUGGGGCUGGCUACGCUCUGAAUCCCUCAAGGAAACGUGCCGCUGACGGGGACGACAUCUUCGGCCUGCGGCCGAGCAAGCGGGGGAAUUUUGUCCAGCCCCAGAUUCACCCACCGUUCCAGCCGGGUUCAACCCCCUGGCGUGGGAACCGCAAGUACCUGUGUCUAAACUUGAUCGGGUUUGUGUGGACUGUGGACCAAGACUCCCACAACACGGUUACAGUGGAGUUCUAUGACCGCGCGUUCCAAAGGGACUUCCACUUCACCGACACUUUUCUCUACGACAAGGCCUGUCUCAACGAGAAAGGGACCCUGUUUUCCUGCCCGCCCAAGGACGACGCCCCCGCGGUCGUCUUCUACCGGCCCCAUGAGACCUGGACGCAGCGGCAGGACUGGCGCAUCGAGUUGCCUAAGGGCGAAGCAGUCCUGGCCAUGUCGCUCGGCGACAACUUUAUCACUGUGACGACCACCGCGAACUACGUGAGGAUAUACACUCUGUUUGGCAUUCCCUACCGAGUCUACAGGCCCAAGAGCACGCCCAUCGUCACCUGCGCCGGCUGGAAGGACUACGUGCUGACCAUGGGCAACGGUCCGGUUGGUGCGGACGGCAUGUGCCGACUGCUUUACACCAUCCAGAACAUCAAGCGGGACGAAAUAUGUCAAAACGAGGACACCGUGGCCCUGCCCGAAGGGGCGACAGUUAAAAGCGUCUUCUUCUCUGACAAUGGAGACCCCUGCAUCUACGACUCAACCGGCACCCUACUGACGCUCCUCCACUGGCGGCAGCCGUCACGCGCAUCGUGGGUCCCCAUCCUCGAUACCAAACUGCUCCCGCGCCUAGCCUCGGGCCGCAAGCACGAGACCUACUUUCCCAUCGCCGUCGCCGACAACAAAUUCCACUGCAUCAUCCUCAAGGGCGGCGACCAGUACCCCUACUUCCCGCGCCCGCUGCUCUCCGAGUUUGACUUUUCCAUCCCCCUCACUUCCGCACCCCGCCGCAAGAAGAAGACCAAGAAAUCCAAACCCAACGGCGCCGACCUGGCCGACUCCGACGCAGAAAUGCUCUCCGACGACGACGACGACGACGACGAAAAAGAAGAAGACGAAGACGACAACGACACCACCACCAACGAACAAGCCGACGACGAAACCCACUCGCUCACACAAACCUACCUCCUCAAGACCCUCCAAGCCGCCCAGCUCACCGACCUCCUCCAGUCUUCCUCUUCUUCUUCCUCCUCCUCGCGCCACCGCUCGACCGCCUCGCAGCGCGCCCUGCUCGCCCGCCUGGACCUCGACAUCGACAAGGCGCUGCUGCAGCUGCUGGCCGCCGAGUGCCGCGCCGGCAGCGGCGGCGACGAGCGCGGCAUGCGCGCCCUCGAGCUCGUCCGCCUCAUGCGCGACCGCACCGGCCGCAUGGCCGAGGCCGCUGGCAAGGUCGCCGAGCGGUACGGCGCCGAGGUGCUCCGCGCCAAGAUCCGUGAGCUGGGCGAGCGGAGGGUUGCUGGUUACUCGGAUGGUGAGGGUGAUGGGGAGGAGGAUGGGGAGGAUGAGUUUGAAUAAGGUUUCCCGGGGGAAG